Emys orbicularis (European pond turtle) is the source of this 1754-nucleotide messenger RNA. It is a transcript of the gene VPS26C, whose product is annotated as VPS26 endosomal protein sorting factor C. The transcript is spliced from 8 exons. Gene Ontology annotation, cellular component: endosome. Lineage: Eukaryota; Metazoa; Chordata; Testudines; Emydidae. The record is from RefSeq and is a predicted model, not a curated record. Bases 49 to 942 code for a protein of 297 amino acids. Gene Ontology annotation, biological process: intracellular protein transport.
CGCCCGGGGUACGUGGCCGGUCACGUGAUCGGGCUGGGACGCGGCGCGAUGGGGACCGCUCUGGACAUCAAGAUCAAACGGGCCAACAAGGUCUAUCUCUGCGGGGAAGUUCUUUCUGGAGUGGUGGUAAUAACGAGUAAGGAUGCAGUCCAACACCAGGGUGUCUCCUUAACGAUGGAAGGAUCAGUAAAUCUGCAGCUCAGUGCCAAAAGCGUUGGUGUGUUUGAAGCUUUCUAUAACUCUGUUAAGCCUAUUCAAGUUAUCAACAGUACCAUAGAAAUGGUAAAACCAGGAAAACUUCCCAGUGGCAAAACAGAAAUUCCUUUUGAGUUUCCAUUGCAUAUGAAGGGCAACAAAGUUCUAUACGAGACAUAUCAUGGUGUGUUUGUCAAUAUUCAGUAUACCCUUCGGUGUGAUAUGCGACGUUCUCUACUGGCCAAGGACCUGACUAAGACUUGUGAAUUCAUUGUCCACUCACCACCUCAGAAAGGGAAGUUGAUGCCAAGCCCAGUGGACUUCACAAUUACACCUGAAACCUUACAGAAUGUUAAAGAGAGAGCCUCGCUCCCAAAAUUUUUCAUCAAAGGUCAUCUCAACUCGACUAACUGCAUCAUUACACAACCACUAACUGGGGAGUUGGUGGUGGAGAAUGCAGAAGCUGCAGUCAAAAGUAUUGAGCUACAGUUAGUACGUGUGGAAACUUGUGGUUGUGCUGAAGGUUAUGCUAGAGAUGCUACAGAGAUUCAGAAUAUUCAGAUUGCUGAUGGGGAUGUCUGCAGAAGCUUGUCUAUUCCAAUAUACAUGAUAUUCCCCAGGCUGUUCACCUGCCCUACACUGGAAACUACAAAUUUCAAAGUUGAGUUUGAAGUUAACAUUGUUGUCCUCUUGCAUGAUGAUCACCUCAUCACAGAAAAUUUCCCACUGAAGCUCUGCAGGGUGUGAAUAUCCACAGGAGAAUUGCUAAUGGAGGAACAAAGAAAUUCUUCAGCUACCAAAUGGAAAUUCAGUUCAUAGCUUCAAACUUAUUUUAAUUGAAGGACUAAAACAUUUGCUCAUCCCACUAUUGAUUUCUGUGUUGGAAGGGAGUGCAGUUCUCUGUAACUCUUACCACUUUGUCUAUCUUCUGAUAUUAUUAGUGAAUGUGCUUUUCUGCUGAGAUUCCUGCCAGGUAUCUCUUUGAAUUCAACAGCCAUGCCUCCCUUUCUCUAUUUUUUUUCUUAAGAACCCUUAAGGGAUGUUUUUUGCACAUUCCUGUCGUGCACAACACACAGUAAGUUUCUAUGAUUAAUUGAUAAUUUAACACUUGUGCUAACUCUUUAAAUGUUUCCUUUAUAAGGAUCCUUGUAUCUAAACAGCUAACAGGCCCUGCUAUGUAUUGGUCCUUGAAGGAGAGACUGAGAGAUUAGCUCUUUCCUAAGCCGCCUCAUCAUAUGGAUGCUGAGAGACCUAAUGUUCAGGAAAUGUUUUGAGACCUUUGAAUGGUGCUACAGAAUUGCAACACAGUUAUUGGAGCAGCAUCACACAAAGAAUAUGAAGUGAAAGGAAACUAAGUAUGUUUCAGUUAGGUUGGGAAAUGAAUCCAUUAAUCAGGAGAACAACCUCAGAGUUACAGCUUUUUAUUGUAACAAAGUUGAUACAACUAUCACACUCUAGUUAGCUUGGUCAGUUACUUGCAUAAGCUCUACUGCAGUGAGAGGACCAAACUGUCAAAAGAGGUUCUAGCUUGCAGUUGUGCCAGACCUCUUGCUCUUGAU